Molecule: messenger RNA, 2134 nt
Organism: Populus trichocarpa (black cottonwood)
Lineage: Eukaryota; Viridiplantae; Streptophyta; Magnoliopsida; Malpighiales; Salicaceae
Product: putative glucose-6-phosphate 1-epimerase
Exons: 8
Coding region: 1022-1975 (317 amino acids)
Biological process (GO): carbohydrate metabolic process
Molecular function (GO): isomerase activity; carbohydrate binding
Source: RefSeq, a predicted model, not a curated record
UCCACGUCCUAGAUCUCCGCAACUCCUUAAGAAAAAAAAAAUACGAAGGAGUUUUGUUCAACUUAUCAUGUAAUAAAUAAAUAUCAUUAACUUUUUUAAAAUUCAGUUCUUCUCAUAUUUCCACAAUCUUGCCUAGACCCUUUGGUUCAUUUUUGCGUCUUGUCCCCUCAAUUCUUAGUUUCAGUUAAGCUUUUAAAACACUUGUAUUGAUGGCCGUGGAUGUAUUUAGUACUAGUUCUAACUUCUAAUGGGGGUAUUGUUAUGAUGUCAAAGUUGAAGUUUUCGAUGCAUUUGGGAGUCUUAAAAAGGAUGAAUGUUUGAAAUUCAUGGCUUUUGGUUGCUUAACUAUUCUGGGAUUUGAUGUUACCGAGUGGGUUUUGUUGGAAAUUCAAUUGCAAGGUAGUUGGCAACAAGUAUCAUAUAGUAUUAGAUACGCAUAGGAAUACACUGUUUUGUUGAGAUUUUGUGAUUUGGAUCCUGCAGUUGGGAAUUGGGUCCUUCUUCCUUUUGUUUUUGUUAAGUAAAUGUUGAAACUUGGUGAAAGUAGUUCACAAAAAGUUAGAAGUUAUUAUUUCAACAGUCUUAUCGUUUGAUUGUCUUCUUCUGGUGUUAAUGUGUCAUAUUUUUGGUGAUUCCUUCAUCCUUCUAGAUAGGUGUUAGCCUAUGGUUUGCCAAAUGUUUCAUUUUUCGGCACCUUGUACGAAUUCUAGGGAUGACAGUAUCAGUCUCGUAGAUGUUAGCAUAUGAAGGAAAUUAGAAUUACUGCUCUCAGAUCUAAGUUGUAGUUGGUACAUGUGAUUUGAACUCACAGCACUUCAGAAUACACAUGAUGUCCGCUGAGGUUUUCAAUUGUCUUAAAACGUACCUUUUUGUUUCCCUUAAUUCGCUGGAAUAGACGGUUCUUUGUCAUUCUUGGUGAUUAGGGAGGGUUAACUAGAGAUUUAGAAGUCUACUCGGAGUGUCUUCGGAUUGCAAAGAGAGGAUAGAGAAGUAGAAUCUUUUCAGUUAGUCUUUUUGAAAUAUGAGGCAUUCUGCAGCUGUAUGGGAUUAUAGAGCAGCAAUUGAGCAUACCAAAGACUGGAACGGUAUGGACCAGGUCGUGCUCCGCAACCCACAAGGAGCUUCCGCGCGGGUUAGUCUGCAUGGAGGGCAAGUUUUUUCAUGGAGGAAUGAGCAAGGGGAAGAACUUCUAUUCACAAGCAGUAAGGGGAUCUUUAAGCCUCCAAAACAAGUGCGCGGAGGGAUCCCUAUAUGUUUCCCGCAGUUUGGAAACUGUGGAUCUCCAGAGCAGCAUGGUUUUGCUAGGAGCAAGAUUUGGACAGUUGAUGACAAUCCUCCUCCUUUGCAUCCCAAUGAUUCCCAUGGGAAAUCCUUCAUUGACCUACUGCUUAAACCAUCUGAAGAAGACCUGAAGUGCUGGCCUUAUAGUUUUGAGCUUCGUCUUAGGGUGUCACUUGCAGCAAAUGGAGACUUGGCGCUGACAUCAAGAGUUCGGAACAUCGACGGAAAACCAUUUAGUUUCUCAUUUACAUAUCACACAUAUUUGUCAGUUUCUGACAUAAGUGAAGUGAGGAUAGAAGGAUUGGAAACACUUGACUACCUAGACAACCUUCAACAAAGAGAACGAUUUACAGAACAAGGAGAUGCCCUCACUUUUGAAUCUGAGGUGGAUCGAGUUUAUCUCAGUUCUCCCAAUGCAAUUGCAAUCCUCGAUCAUGGGAGGAAGCGGACAUAUGUUAUUAGAAAGGAUGGACUCCCGGAUGUAGCGGUGUGGAAUCCAUGGGAGAAGAAAUCAAAAGCAAUGGCGGAUUUUGGCGAUGAAGAGUACAAAAAGAUGUUAUGUGUCGAUGGAGCAGUGGUUGAGAAACCUGUCACCUUGAAGCCAGGUGAGGAAUGGACAGGGCUUUUGGUGCUCUCAGCUGUGCCUUCAAGCUUUUGUAGUGAAUACUUCGAUCUUGAGAGACGAGGUCUUUGAGAUGUAGAGUUAAUUUUCUAGGUCAAAGAAUGGACUGCUUAAUGUAGUCAUAUGAUAACUUGCUUUAAGUUUGCCCACUUUUUUUUUUUCAGAAUUAUUACCGCUUUUGUUGAUUAUCAUAACGAUUUAUAUGUUACCAGUCAUCCGAUUUUUUUUUUU